AACACCUGGAUCUCCAUCACUUUUUGUGUGCUGAGCGUGCUGAUGAACUGUCAGUGGCAGAGCUUACUGUGUCGCGUGGAGGCGGGGCUCCUCAACAUGUUUGGCUCGGAGGAGGAGGAGGAGGAGGAGGAGGCGAAGAGGUCGCCGCAGUACACCGUCCAGCUCCGAGGCUGCGAGGUCAGAGCCGGGCCGGACACCGACCGCUCCCACAGGAUCACACUGAGCAUGCUCGGUGACCAGGUGGCGGUGCUGGAGGUGAGUAGUUCGGGUGAGAAGGAGCGAUGGCUGAAGCUGCUGCAGGACGGAGCUGCCCAUCACAGUCGCCAUGACAACCACACACAGGAGCGCACAGGUGGAGCGCUCAGCGGGCUGCAGACCCGAAGGUUUCCCGCCUCCAACACCUACAUGGACGACCCGUUCCACCUGAGCCGACCCGGCCGAGACCAGCCGGUCUACUCCAACACCCCCAUCCUGGAGUACAUGCUGCACAGCUCUCAGGAUUCAGUCCGCUGCAGCUCCGUGUCCUCCAGAGACUCGGUGACCUACAGCAACGCCGUCUUCACCCCCCACA
Plectropomus leopardus (leopard coralgrouper) is the source of this 571-nucleotide messenger RNA. NCBI's taxonomy places the organism in Eukaryota, Metazoa, Chordata, Actinopteri, Perciformes, Serranidae. The record is from RefSeq and is a predicted model, not a curated record.